UUCGAGGUGGGUGUGAGUUGUUUGGUCUGUUGAUGAACGAUUCACAAAUUGCACCUGAAUGACCGAGGGUUUCGGCUUUCUGCUCUUUCCGUGUCUACUUUGGCCUUUACCGCAAAGGGCCUUCAUUCGCUAGACUGGCGUCUGGUGGGAUGCUAUCAAACACGGCCCAAGUUCUGGACAAGGAGGGACGCAGAAAGGGCAAACAAUAGACGGAGAGUUCCCUCGCCGGAUGGAAAAAAGGCAAAUUGGCACUUUCCCUACCCCUAUACCCUUCAUUCUCUGCCGGUUUUGUCGCUUUUUCACCUUCGUUAUCACAUCUCUAUGGUUCCCUAGCUUCUGCAGGAUUGACGGAAGGUUGGUUUACUUUGCAGAGUUGUCGCAUAAAGCCAUUUCCGUUUUCUUCACUUUCUUUCCUUGCUUUCCAAAUGCGACACGGAAGACAUGCUUGCAGGGAGGACAUCUGUAUUAUAUAAGCUUGAUGAAUCGCGGAGCUCGUGGCUCCGACAUCAUUUACUACCUACGACUUGUGGUUUUGUUAUCGCUUACCAUGCAACCAUUAUGAACUACUCCGAUUGACAACGCUGAAAAGCAAUCGAGCCUAAGUA
Aplosporella prunicola CBS 121167 is the source of this 605-nucleotide messenger RNA. RefSeq lists its product as uncharacterized. The record is from RefSeq and is a predicted model, not a curated record. Bases 230 to 562 code for a protein of 110 amino acids. The transcript has a single exon. Lineage: Eukaryota; Fungi; Ascomycota; Dothideomycetes; Botryosphaeriales; Aplosporellaceae.